Monodelphis domestica (gray short-tailed opossum) is the source of this 5686-nucleotide messenger RNA. It is a transcript of the gene HEPACAM, whose product is annotated as hepatic and glial cell adhesion molecule. The record is from RefSeq and is a predicted model, not a curated record. NCBI's taxonomy places the organism in Eukaryota, Metazoa, Chordata, Mammalia, Didelphimorphia, Didelphidae.
GGUCAUCCCCCACCCCCUUAAAAACAAGGAAAGUGGACUGGUGACUGCCCAAGACUGGGACACAGAGUCCAAUUUCUUUGUAUUACUCCAACUCAGUUCCCUGCAUUAUUCUCAACUUCAAAUCCCCACGGGGGAAAUUAGUCCCCGGCAUAUCAUCUUCCUAUUCAGCACAGGUGAAUCUGGAAGCAACUAGCAUUUGUGCUUUGCAUCCUGCUUGGACCUGUCCUGGUGGCUUUUCACCAUCCUAAUUCCACCUUUUGGAAAUUGAGGAUGUAGGGCUCAGGAAACCAGAAAAUGUCAGGUCUGAGGGAGAGAAAAGAGCAAGCUGAGCAACACACAGAGCUCUGUGUAUUCAGAGGCAAGUUGGCAGGGUUGUACUGGAACAGAGAAACUCCAAGUGGUACAAAGAGACGUGCCCAGAGUGGAGAAAUCAUGCUAAUUGUCUGCACCAGAGCCCAAGAACUCAACCCAAAAUGAAGAGAGAAAGGGGAGCCCUGUUCAGACGCUCCAGCGCCCCAAGCCUCACUCCUUUCGUCUGCCUCCUCCUGAUCCAGACAGGCUCGCUGGAAGGGGUGAAUAUCACAAGCCCAGUACGUCUGAUCCAUGGCACUGUGGGGAAGUCAGCUCUGCUUUCUGUGCAGUACAGUAGUACCAGCAGUGACAAACCGGUAGUUAAGUGGCAGCUGAAGAGGGACAAACCAGUGACAGUGGUACAAUCCAUUGGCACUGAAGUCAUUGGCACCCUGAGGCCUGACUACCGUGACCGAAUCCGGCUCUUUGAGAAUGGUUCCCUUCUUCUCAGUGAUCUUCAGACAUCUGAUGAGGGUACCUAUGAGGUAGAGAUUUCCAUCACUGAUGAUACUUUCACUGGAGAAAAGACCAUCAACCUCACUGUGGAUGUUCCCAUCUCAAAGCCACAGGUUGUGGUGGCUUCAUCUACUGUCCUGGAGCUCAGUGAGGCCUUCAUACUGAACUGUUCCCAUGAAAAUGGUACCAAAGCCAACUAUACUUGGCUGAAGGAUGGCAAGCCACUCAGCAAUGACUCAAGGAUGCUCCUGUCUCCCGACCAAAAGGUGCUCACCAUUACACGAGUGCUUAUGGCAGAUGAUGACAUCUAUAGCUGCUUGGUGGAGAACCCCAUUAGCCAAGGCCGAAGUGCCCCCAUCAAGCUUACUGUGUAUCGGAGAAGCUCCCUUUAUAUCAUCCUGACUACAGGAGGCAUCUUCCUCCUUGUGACUUUGGUGACAGUCUGCGCAUGUUGGAAACCCUCCAAAAAAUCCGGAAAGAAGAGGAAGCUGGAGAAGCAGGGCUCUCUAGAGUAUGAGGAUCAGAAUGAUGACCACGUAAAAUCUGAAGUGGAAACCUUGCCCCGAAGUGGCGAACACGAGCGGAAGAACCCUGUGGCCCUGUACAUCUUGAAGGACAAGGACCCACCAGAAGGGGAGGAGAGCUCCGCCCCGGACCCUCGGAGCGCCACUGAGCAGAGCCCGCCCGGUUACACUAUCUCCUCUGCUGCUCCAGGCCGCUCUCCUGGGCUGCCCAUUCGCUCAGCCCGCCGCUAUCCUCGCUCACCUGCCCGCUCUCCGGCCACCAGCCGGACGCACACGUCCCCCAGUCGGUCCCCGAGCUCUCCCGGCCGCUCCCGCAGUUCUACACGCACCCUCCGGACUGCAGGAGUGCAUAUGAUCCGGGAGCAAGAGGAGGCAGGCGCCGUGGAGAUCAGCGCCUGAGCCCUCAUGGGGCCCUGCCUCCGCCUGAUGGGACUUUAGUCUCCCGUUUGGGGUGAGGUCCACAUGGCCUCUCAGGGGGGAGGUCACGUGCUCGGGAGAGCUGGGCGCCUGUGAGGGUGACCGAAGGGGUGUGUCCCUGCUUCCCAUUUAACAGCUUGGUUCCCGGUUGGCAACAGGUGGGUGUGGAUUGUGUCCUCUUAGGACCCGCCUCUAGAUGAUUAAAUUCCAGGUCUGCCCCUACAGGAGCCUCGUGGAGACUAACAGUAACCCUAACACUCUGGACUGGUUUGUGCCCUUCCUCCAGGCUCCCAGGGCUUUACCCAUCACCCCCCCUUCCAAAUUCCUGUCUUGCCCGCCCCUGGAAGCUCCUUUUUACUAAGCAGGACAUUGAAACAAGAGCAAUGAGUUUGCCCAGGAUCACAGGGCAGUUUAGGACUGGAGAAAAUGACAAGAGCUUUAGUCGAGACAGGAACUCUAUGUCCAGCCCAUGAGGAGGCCAGAGGCCGCUCACAUCAUGGGGAAAAUCCCUAGGUGGGUGAGUUUUAUAUCAGCCCAUACCAACCCCACGCAGGAAGCUGGGUACCGUGAAUAUUUACCUUCUGCGCCUGUCAGUGCAGGCUGGGGGGUUUGCAUGAGAGGAGGCAUAUCCCCUAGAAGAGUAGAACUGUAGGGUCUGCUUUAGGAUAGAGAGAAUGGCUUUUCCCUGUGCUUCAGUCCUGGGGCCUUGGGCAAGUUUCUUCAUCUAUAUAGGCUCUGGUUUUGUCUCUUGUGGGUAUAUAAGAGGAGGAAGUUGGAUGAGAUUAUCUCUGAGGUUUCUUUAGGUUCUAACAACCCCUUACACUACAAAUUUAUGGUAGGUGAAGAGGGGGAAGCUUCCUGGCUCAUGUUUGAUCCCUAUUUGCCAAGUACAGCCUCCCAGAAACUGGUCUGGGUCCUACAAAUCUGCAGACCCUUACUUCCUCAGCAUCACACAGGACAGUCCUGUCGGGGGACACCAGACCUGAGAAGAGGCUAGGGGAUUUGUGCUUUGGAAGCAAAGAUUUUACCCAACUCCAGAAGAACUGUAUCCAUCCCCAUAGAGCCUUCCUCUUUCCCUCCUUCCCCAACUUCCAUUAUCUUCCCUCUCCCAACAAAACUUGCAAACAAUCAGAAUUCCUUGGAAAGAAAUUAGAGGCCCCUACUGGACAAACCUUGCUAACUCUUUUUCUCAUAUUUGGAUAGAGAAAACAAAGGUUCCAGUCUUUGGAGUGGAUUCCCAAUGAUCAAAACUACUGAGGUCAGGAAGUCAUGUUCUGACUCUUGGCCCUCUGCCACUCAUUCUCCUUCUCUCAGACACCCGGGUCCUUGGGAAGCAGGAUAAGGGUAGCUUCCCUAAUUGAACUAACAACUCAGUAGUGAGGGACUAGGCUAGGCCCUCGUGUAGUUGGCCUUAUGUUUCUGCCACCCAUACUGUCCAUAGAGAGGCAAUAAUCUACUGUGUGUGGAGAGAAUGCAAUUAAAAAGCUGAAAGUGAGGGAGGCCCCCUCAAGGGAGCCAGGCUCUGUGCACUCUGUCUGUCCCUCAUACCCUUCCAGUACACUUCCAGGAGCUGUAACACUCUCCCUGUGUCCUCCCUAUCACAGCCUCCUGGAAAGAAAGCAGCCUUGCCCUUCCACAAACUACCUCUCAGGAUGCUCUUCUUCCUAGCACUGAUUCAAAGGGCUUAAGCCCUUUACCCCUAGACCUUUCACUUUUUAUUACUUUUAAAACAUCCUAACCCCAAUUUCAGGCACCAAUAUUCCUACAUCUUGACCCUUGAGUCUGCCUGGCUCCUUGGGUUCAGAAAUUCCCCAUGCCCCAAAUUUAAUAACCCUGGGGUAUUCUGGGUAAAUCUCAAAGCAUUCCUGUCGUGUAAAAAUCAGUGUAAUUACCCUAGACACAAGUUAUCUUUAAAGUUAAGAGCAAUCAUUUUCUCCUUUAUAGUCCCUAACCUCAGCCAUAUAUUUUGGAGCUAGAGUCCUAGUCUACUGCAACCUUUCCCCCUCUUCCUCUACUACAACUAUACUGGGCAAUUUCCUCAAGUUUGUUGCUUCUCAAAGGCCUUCUGCACCCUUAUUUACAACCCUAUCCAUGUCCACCAUUGAGUUAGGUCAGAAGGUUUUUGCUCCAAAACCUGUGGGAAGCAAUAAUAGAGCAUGGGGUAGCAUCCUGCUUUAUACCUAUCUUAAAUGUCACUAUUCCAGACUUUUGUUCCUUUCCUUUCCUUCUGAUUCUAUGCUCCCACCAACAAAUUUAACUCCUAUUGUUAUAUAAGAAUUGAUUCCUCUAGAACUUCCAGGGAACUUGUUUGUUUAUCCCAGCAAAAUGAAGGUACACAUUUUUGAUUCUCCAAAUUAACCCUGAUUUGGAAAAGCGAAUAUUAGAGAAAUGGCUUCUAGGUUGGGAAGUGUACCCUCUGCCACUUUCUAUAAAUCUUCCACUCUCCCACUUCUGCUAAACUUAAUCUAAUUGUGCCUCAGACAAGUAGUAUAUAUAGGAUAAGGGAAAAAAGAUCUAAGAAGGCUUUUAACAGCUUUACUUCCACUCACCUACUUCUGGAGGCCAAAGAAGAGCAAACACCUUCCAUCCAUCCUUUAAAUCUAUCCCUUUUUCCUCUUUCCUUCCUCUUUCAAUACAGAGGAAGCUGUGAUAAAAGGGAAAAAAACUGGACUUGGAAGACCCCAGUUCAAAUCCUGCCUUUGCCACACAUCAUCUAUAUGACCUUGGACAAAUAUUUUAACUUUUGGGGGCCUUAUUUUCCUCAUAUGUAAAAAAUAGGGAUGUUAAUACUUCUGUAGUGUGGGCAUAGCACCUGACACCCUACCCCCUUCUGUCUCAAUCUGAGCUCAGGCACCCAACCUGAACCCAUGAAGGCAGGCUGAAGGAUUUGUAGAUGGGGUGGCCAUUUCUAGAACUUACUCAGGAUUCUAGGAGUAAUCCUGAUGGCCAAGAAUAUACUUUUGAUGUAGCUCCUGAAUUCACACCAGUGUGGCUCCCAUUUAACAAAUAACCCAGUUCAUUUCUAUUAACUGCCAAUUAGAAAUACUAAACAGAAGGUAAAACAAGAAUAAUGAAGAAUAACAACAUGCUACCCAUUGAUGAGACAUAUUUUCCCACCAAUGCACAAUAUCCAUGGGAGUAGAAUAGGCACAAAAAUUAUAGAACCACAGCAGAUAGGUAAAUAUGUAGAAAACACAUGGCUGGGGUAAUUCACAAAUUUCUGCUGUGGACCUUGCUGUCCUUUUGUCUUCCUCAGGAAUAGUCUGUACAAUUCAUUGCUCAGUAGGGCUGCUUCUUUGCUAGCUGUUCCACCUGGGCAGCUCCUCUUCCUGGCUACCAAGGUAAUGUUAUAUCAUUUCAGCAAAAGCAAAAAACCUAAGCUUGGGAUCUGCAGGAUUUUUCCAAUUCUGCUUCCUUGUCUGGGCUCUAAGAGAUUUCUACCUCUCAAACCCUGAGUGACAAUUCAGGGAAAAGCAAAGGCAAAAGCCUUUUUUCAUCCUCUAGCCAGUUCUACCAAGCAACAGGUGUCAGUACAAGCUCUGAGGAAAUACAAGUCUUCCUAGAGGGCUCCCCUCUGCUGCUCUAAAACAUGGUCUCUUCAAUGUGAUGACUCACUACCAUCUCUCUAGGCAAUAUAUGUCUUAUAGUCACCAAACAAUUUCUAGGAGUCAGUUCUCUAGUUAGUUCCAAACCUUCACAUCUGUCACAUACAAGUUAGAUACUGAGAAAAAGGAUGCUUUGGCCAUAUUUAAUAUGAGUAAGUACCUUUUCCGGGGGUGGGGGGAUACCUUAAAAAAAAAAACCUUUCACAACUGUCCUUGUAUAUGUCCUUUGUCCGCAUCCAAAAGGGGCAUUCCCUUAUACUUUCAUUACCUACCUCACAGGGAUGUUGUGAGGAUCAAAUGAGAUAUUGUGUAUAAAGCGCUUUAUAACAGAAA